GCUUAUAGUCGAGUUAUAAAGCUUAAACCAUUUGCUAUCCACAAAUAUCACAAGCCUACCUUAGUUUCUUAUCUUUGUCAUUCUCAAUAAUAUUCAAAAUGCAUGCUUUAGUCUAUUUUCUGAUAGUAUUGCUAGCAUCAUUUUUCUUACAACUAUUGAGUCCUAUCCAAAUUGAAGCUCGAAACUUGAAUUUUCGUGUGUUGUUUGAGGCUGACCUCAUUCGUCGUGAUUCAUCAUCAAUCUCUUCAUUCUAUGACUCUUCAAUGACAUUACAAGAACGUCAAUGGAGAGCAUCCCUUGGCUCAGUCUCGCUUGGUCAUAAUAUCCGUCUGUCUUCUUCAUUUUUUGAUGAAAAGGAUGUUAAGACGGAUGUUAUCCCAAAUGGAGGGGAUUAUCUUAUGAAGAUUGGCGUUGGUACCCCACCUGUCGAAGUCAUGGUUGUUGUUGACACUGGGAGUGAUCUUACAUGGCUCCAGUGCUCACCAUGCCAGCGGUGUUUCCAGAAGGGUUCUCUAUUGUUCGACCCAACCAAAUCUUCGACUUAUCAUCCCAUCUCUUGCAACCCUCAAUCCUGCAACUAUCCAGAGCUCAAUAGUGGUUGUAUUCCAAACUCUUUCAGCAAUAAUGAGUCGUGUGUAUAUACAGCCAUAUACGGUGAUGGCACAAAAAGUACCGGUCUUCUUAGUACAGAAACCAUUAGCUUCCCUUCAGCUGAUGCAACACAAUCAACAUUUCCAUCCUCUAUUAUUGGAUGCGGGUUUGAUCAACAGGGUCGACUUGGCAUCCAUGGGGAUGGGAUCGUUGGUCUCGGACUUGGAACAUUGUCACUAGCCUUACAACUAGGCCCAAAUAUCAACUACAAGUUCUCCUACUGCUUGACUCCUCUGUCUUCCACUGUCGCUGGCAAGCUUAAGUUCGGUGCUGAUGUAACAGGCCCCGGAGUUGUAUCAACUCCAUUUGCUACAACCGAAGACUCUCCUACAUUUUACUCCCUCACCCUCAAUGGCAUUAGUGUAGGGAAUAGUUCUGUACCGGUAGCCCAAGAUAUAAUAAUCGACUCUGGCACGACCCUAACCUUCCUACCAACUAGCAUCUACGACAGCAUUAAGACCGCCGUGAAGGGUGCUAUCACAGUCAGCCCUGUGCCAGACCCUGAAAAUGCUCUCGACCCUUGCUACGAGACCCUGCCCUCGGGUGUUCCUGAUGUAGUGUUCCAUUUCAAAGGGGCUGAUGUUGUGUUAAAGGCUGUUAAUACAUUCAGGAUAUUUGGGAAUCUAACUUGUCUAGCAAUUGUACCUUCAGAUGAUUCUCUCUUGUUUGGGAAUGUUGCUCAAGUGAACCAUCAAGUUGGGUAUGAUUUAAAAGCAAAGCAAAUUUCAUUUGCUCCAACAGACUGCACCAAAUACUAGGCCUCAUUCAACUUUAACCAUAUGCUGCUUUACUAGUAAACAUUUUAUUUUUUGGGUGCUUGUUUAUAAGCAUCUUUUUUUAUUUUAUUUUAUAUUAUUUCUUAUAUAGUUAUAUGUAUUCGUUUAUGUUUUUUCGUUUCGUUGAUUUCUCUUUGUGUACUAUUAGGCCUUUACCUUUUUAUAAAUAUCCAUUCACAUUUGUGAUUUAUAAAAAAAGGUGAAAGAGGAUCACAAAAGACAUGUGCUUUAUCGCACCAUAUAAGAGAAAUGUGAUUCCUUAUAAAUUUAUAAA
Molecule: messenger RNA, 1701 nt
Organism: Chenopodium quinoa (quinoa)
Lineage: Eukaryota; Viridiplantae; Streptophyta; Magnoliopsida; Caryophyllales; Amaranthaceae
Product: aspartic proteinase CDR1-like
Exons: 1
Coding region: 99-1409 (436 amino acids)
Biological process (GO): proteolysis
Cellular component (GO): extracellular region
Molecular function (GO): aspartic-type endopeptidase activity
Source: RefSeq, a predicted model, not a curated record